AUGGGUUCGCACUCCACCCGCUCAAAAGUCCUGAUGGACGAGAAGGAAGAAAAUAAUGUGCCCGAAUAUUUACAAGGCGCCAAGUUGUGGUUAGUCAUGGCAGGAACGUCUCUUGUUGUAUUCGUCCAGUUCCUAGAUGGAUCCAUUCUUAGUCCGGCUAUUCCCAAUAUCACAGAUGAGUUCAACUCUCUUCAUGAUAUUGGAUGGUAUGGGAGUGCAUACUUCAUCGCAAGUGUUGAAACUAGUACUGUAUUUCAGCCCAUUGCUGGCAAGGUGUACACCUUUCUCCCUACAAAGUGGUCUCUCAUGGCUUUCAUACUUCUAUUUGCACUGGGAUCUCUCAUUUGUGGAAUUGCAGAUUCUUCCAUGAUUCUCAUAGUGGGUAGAGCAGUGGCUGGCCUAGGGGGCUCAGGUCUUCUCAUAGGGAAUCAAACUGUCAUUGCUGGUCUAGCUCCUAUCGAAAAAAGGCCAGCUAAUACCUGGGUAACGAUCACAGUGGCAGCGCCUGGCAUGCUCUUAGGACCAAUUGUUGGGGGUGUGAUUACUGAGUAUAGCACAUGGCGCUGGAUCUUUUAUAUGAACCUUCCUAUUGGUUUCGCGGCGAUACUACUCUUAGCCUUCAUGCGGAUACCGGAGCAGACCACCAAGCCCCCCUGGUGGGAAGUAAUCUGCCAUUUUUACCGGUAUUUCGAUAUUCUUGGGUGCAUUCUUUGCGCAGGAGCCACCACCUCACUGCUAUUAGCCCUCAAUAUGGGCGGUGAGAAAAUAGCGUGGAAUAGCCCAACCUGCAUUGGGAUGUUUGUGAGCUCCGGAGUCUUGUUCAUCCUGUUUUGCGCCUGGAAUGCCCGUAUCGGCGACAAAGCAUUGAUACCUGCGUCUGUCGCUAAGCAGCGGGUGGUUUGGUCCGGAGCAGCAACCCUGAUGUUUACUAUCGGUGCGACCACUGUACAGAGCUACUUUCUGCCGCUUUACUUUCAAUCUGUACGGGGCAAAUCUCCCAUGACUGGCGCGUUGUACACGCUUCCAGGGCUGCCAGGUCAAAUUUUCUUCUCCCUUUUGUCGGGGUUCCUAAUUGGCAAGAUGGGACAUUAUCUCCCGUGGGCAAUUGUAGGCACGGCCUUGCACACUAUGGCGUGCAGCCUCAUGAGUAGAUUCUCGCCAACUACACCCACUGCUGAAUGGGUUUCAUCCCAAUUCCUCGCGGGUUGCGGAAGGGGAAUGUCUCUACAGUCUCCCAGUAUUGCUAUACAAGCCGCUUUGGCUCAAGACCAAAUCUCCAUUGCGUCUUCUACUUUAACAUUCGGCAUGUAUUUUGGAAGUGCAAUUGCGUCUACUGCCGCUAGUGUCACUUUCGAUAGCAUGUUGAGAGCGAAGGUUGAGGAGCGGUUCGCCAAUGCCACCGUAGUUGAAACCAUUCUGAACGUAGGAGCCACCUCCUUUCGCAAAAGCUUUUCUGGUGAGGAUCUUGCAGGUAUCUUGGGUGCGUAUUCCGAAAGCAUACAAGUCGUGUUUCUGCUUGCCGCGGGUCUGUCGGCACUCUCUAUCCCAUUCGCCUGGGGCAUGGGGUCGUUUAAAGUUAAUGUCAAAAAGUCGGAGAAGGGCAAAAAGGCAGCUGGAGCUUGA
Messenger RNA from Colletotrichum truncatum, 1623 nucleotides. NCBI's taxonomy places the organism in Eukaryota, Fungi, Ascomycota, Sordariomycetes, Glomerellales, Glomerellaceae. The record is from RefSeq and is a predicted model, not a curated record.